Dromiciops gliroides (monito del monte) is the source of this 2591-nucleotide messenger RNA. RefSeq names its product phosphoenolpyruvate carboxykinase 1 (gene PCK1). The transcript has 10 exons. Lineage: Eukaryota; Metazoa; Chordata; Mammalia; Microbiotheria; Microbiotheriidae. The record is from RefSeq and is a predicted model, not a curated record. Gene Ontology annotation, biological process: propionate catabolic process; gluconeogenesis; response to starvation. Gene Ontology annotation, cellular component: mitochondrion; cytosol. The coding region runs from base 120 to 1988 and encodes 622 amino acids. Gene Ontology annotation, molecular function: phosphoenolpyruvate carboxykinase (GTP) activity; GTP binding; manganese ion binding.
CAAACUCUCCAGCAGGAAGAAGCUGGAAAAAUAACAAAACAAGUCUACAUCUCAGAGACCCUCCAAAGAGAAAUUGUGCCAGUCAUUUCUGCCUGCCCUUCCAUUCUUCCGGUCCAGCCAUGCCUCCUCAGAUGCAGAAUAACAUGAACCACUCUGCUCAAGUUGUCCAGGGCAGCCUGGAUACCUUGCCCCAAGGAGUCCGAGACUUCGUGGAAAGUAAUGCCCACCUGUGUCAACCAGACAAAAUCCACAUCUGCGAUGGUUCUGAGGAAGAGAACAAAAACAUUCUCGACUGUAUGGUGGAACAAGGCAUGAUCAAGAAACUAAAGAAGUAUGAUAACUGCUGGUUAGCUCUUACUGAUCCCAAAGAUGUGGCCAGAAUUGAAAGCAAAACUGUCAUUAUCACCCCAGAGCAAAGAGACACUGUACCAAUCCCCAAGACUGGAAUUAGCCAACUGGGUCUCUGGAUGUCAGAGGAGGACUUUGAGAAAGCCUUCAAUGCCAGAUUUCCAGGAUGCAUGAAAGGCCGAACGAUGUAUGUCAUUCCUUUUAGCAUGGGUCCCAUUGGCUCUCCUCUGUCAAAGAUUGGCAUUGAACUGACAGAUUCACCCUAUGUAGUGGCCAGCAUGAAGAUCAUGACCCGAAUGGGAACGUCAGUUUUAGAAGCACUGGGAAAUGGGGAAUUUGUAAAAUGCCUCCAUUCUGUGGGCUGUCCUUUACCUUUAAAAAAACCUUUAGUCAACAACUGGCCCUGCAAUCCAGAACAGACCCUCAUCGCUCACAUUCCUGAUCGCCGAGAGAUUAUUUCCUUUGGAAGUGGUUAUGGUGGAAACUCCCUCUUGGGGAAAAAGUGCUUUGCCCUCAGAAUAGCAAGCAGGAUUGCUAAGGAAGAAGGAUGGCUUGCUGAGCAUAUGCUGAUCCUGGGCAUCACAAAUCCUGAGGGUAAGAAGAAGUACUUUGCUGCAGCUUUUCCUAGUGCCUGUGGAAAGACCAACUUGGCAAUGAUGAACCCAACACUCCCAGGUUGGAAAGUUGAAUGCGUUGGUGAUGAUAUUGCUUGGAUGAAAUUUGAUGAGCAAGGCAAUUUAAGGGCUAUUAAUCCAGAAAAUGGAUUUUUUGGAGUUGCUCCUGGAACUUCUGUGAAAACAAAUCCGAAUGCUAUUAAGACCAUUCAGAAGAACACCAUCUUUACCAACGUUGCAGAAACAAGCGAUGGGGCUAUUUACUGGGAAGGCAUUGAUGAGCCUUUAGGCCCAGGUGUUACACUUACAUCAUGGAAAAACAAGGAAUGGACUCCAGAGGAUGGGGAGCCUUGUGCCCAUCCAAAUUCCCGAUUCUGCACUCCUGCAAACCAGUGCCCCAUCAUUGACCCUGCCUGGGAGUCUCCAGACGGAGUUCCAAUAGAGGGCAUCAUCUUUGGAGGCCGUAGACCUGUUGGCAUACCUCUGGUCUAUGAAUCCAUGAGCUGGCAGCAUGGAGUAUUUAUUGGGGCUUCAAUGCGGUCAGAAGCAACAGCAGCAGCUGAACACAAAGGCAAAGUCAUCAUGCAUGAUCCGUUUGCUAUGAGACCUUUCUUUGGCUACAACUUUGGGAAGUAUUUGGCUCAUUGGCUCAGUAUGGCUCAGCGCCCAGCAGCUAAAUUGCCCAAGAUCUUCCAUGUCAACUGGUUCCGGAAAGAUAAGGAAGGCAAAUUCCUCUGGCCAGGAUUUGGGGAGAACUCCCGUGUCCUGGAAUGGAUCUUCAAUAGGAUCAGUGGAGAAGACAAUGCUAAGCUCACACCCAUUGGUUACAUCCCUUCUGAAGAUGCCUUCAAUCUCAAGGGCCUGACAGAUAUCAAUAUGACAGAGCUCUUUGGCAUCUCCAAGGAGUUUUGGGAGAAAGAGGUGGAGGACAUUGAGAAGUACUUUGAAGUGCAAGUCAAUGCUGACUUGCCUUAUGAAAUUGAAAGGGAAAUCAGUGCUCUUAAGCAAAGAAUAAGCCAGAUAUAAUCAGGCUAGUUGGAAUCGUAUGUUUGCUUUUUGGAGUCAGGGGAACUGAUGACUAGUUUUCAAUUCAUAAGAUGCCUAGCCAGGUGAAUGACCAGGCAUUGAGGGCAGGACCAUAAUGAAUGCACUGGUGUAGCAGUAGAAUGAAUGCACUGAUGAGACUGGUAGUAACUCUGAGAAACGUGAUUUAAUUUUUCAGAUAAGAUUAAUAAGAGAUUGGGAGGGAAAAAUCUUAGUCAUAUCUCCAUUGUUCUACCUAGUGUAUGUUUUGUUGUACUUUAAGAACACUUAGACAUUAGCCCUCAUUCAUCUUAGCAUUAUCACAGGGGACUAUAUGAAACUUAAAGAAAAAUACUUGAGAUGUACAUAUGUGUGUUUGUGUGUGUCUGUGUAUGUACACCUGUAUGUAUUGUUAUUAAGACAUAUUUAACAUCUUUAGAAAAGUCUUGGGAAAGAUUACUGGUUAGUCUUUACUAGAAUGAAAUGCCACUAUUAAUAAUAUAUCGUAUAAAUUAUUUUUAUACACUCUUCUUUACAUUUAUUGUGAUUUCUAAUUUUUGACAUGACCUGCUCUAUAAAAUUAUUCAAUAAACUUUUUGUAGAAAA